AACUGUGCUCAUCUGGUGACAGCUGUGCGCCCUGCAGAACUUGUGUAGUGGGGUCUCCUCUGGAGAGCGGCGUGGGGAUGAGCCCCGGCGGGUACCUGAGGGGGGCAGCGGCACUUGAGGGUCCCCCGGAGAUUGUACGACCGCCAAACUAUCAAAAGACUGUCUACAUAGCCCUGACCUUUCUGGCAUUGCUGCAAGUUGGUUGUACUUUGGGGCUUUUUCUCUACGUUAAGAUGGAACCAAGAUGUAUGUGUGAGAAAGAGUGUGAUAAGGAAAGGUUAAAAUCAUGUGGAGAACUGAAAGAGGCAAUAAGUGCAGCAGUUCAAAAGGAGAUACAAGCUUUAAGUACACAGAAGCAGUAUCAUGCAGGGAAUUCAAGUACACAGAAGCAGUAUCAUGUAGGGAAUGCUUUUACAGAGGUCUCAGGUCAUCCCAGGAGCCACAAUCAUCAGACUUGGCCAGUUGCUCAUCUUACAUUUGUCAACAGUUCACAAACAGACAGCCAAAGAGUAGAGCCGAUUUAUUCCUGGAACUAUAAAGAAGGUUGGGGCCACCUACAAAAUAUGAGCUACCACAAUGGGACAUUAACAAUCUUACAAGAUGGAUACUAUUUUGUCUAUGCUAAUAUUUGCUUUAGACAUCAUAAAGCAGUAAUGAAGAUUUCCCAGAAUAACUUGCAACUCAUGCUUUACGUCAAAAAAGUGACUAAGAGUGGAGAACGAAAGACUUUACUGAAGGGAGGAAAAUCUGAAGUUUGGUCAAAUGAGUCAGUAUAUAACUUUUAUUGUGUCUACACAGGAGGUGUCUUCAAACUGGUUGCUGGGGAGGGGAUACUUAUUGAAGCCUCUAAUACAGCCUUAAUUGACCUUUCUCAAGAAGCAACUUAUUUUGGGGCCUUCAAGAUUCUUGACAUAUUCCUCUAAGACCUACUUAGUAUUCUUUUUAGCAAGUAUAAAAUGUAGCAGUGUACCUUUUUCCAAACUGUUGGUCUGCACUGUCCUGAAAUACUGGACAUAGGUCCUGAAAAGAUAAUUAUUUUAGUAGAGGUAAAUGUUAUAUUUAUAGGACAGUAAAUCUCAUGUGCCUUAUUUAUUCAUCAAAACAUUUUGAACAAUCUUCCAAAAGGGAAUUUUUCUGUAAAUAUAUUGAGGGCCUAUGUUCUGAGGAAGUUUUUUGUAAAUACUCAUUAUUCUGAGUUCAGAUAUAUAGUAAUCAUGCUGGCAUGAGAUUCUACUUUGUUGAUAUAUGUUUUUGUUACUGCUCCAAAUGUACAAAGCAUGUAACCAUUUCUUUGUUAUUGUUAAAUUGUAAAUGUUCAGGAGUCAUACAAGCCCUUUCACACAGGUUUUCCAAUCCGGACCACCUGUCAGUUUUUGAGGCAGACCUGAUCGGAAGCUCCAUGCAGCUCUAUUAGAAGGUGGAUGUAAACUGACCUACAGUUACAACCGCCUAUCUCUGAGUCUGUCCAGGUUCAGAAAAAAAUGCGGAAAAGGAUUGCAUUAUGUUCUAUUUCUGUGAACCUCAAUGUGACAGAUCAGAGAUAGGCUGAUGUAAACAGACAGCAGGGUACGUUUAAACCCAGCUUCCCAUAAAGCAAUCAUGGGUCCGCCCAUGCCCACCUGACACAAACUGAAGGGGCACAGAUGUAAAAAACUGACAUUCUGUGCUGUUUGGCUCCAAUUCAGCAGGGAACCUACUCACAGAUCCCCUGGUGAUCGGAGCAGACUGGCUCUGUGUGAAAGAGUCCUUAGAGUGCUUUAUACAAGAAUAUAUACAAAAGUUUAUAUUUUAGUUUUAAAGUUUAUUAGUUAGCAUUUUAUAUAUUAACAUUAUGGUCACAUGAAAAGCUGAGCUCUCUACUCAGAGGGUAGCUUCACUCUGAAAGUGGAGACGUAAAAAAACAAAGAAGAGCUAAACACGGGAAAUAUAAACAAACAUAAAUAAUGAUGUUUUGGUACCGUCAGGAAGUCAAGUGGCAUGGUCAUAGCUUUUCAUGGAAAUAGGACACAAUGAUGUAGGGUAGGCUAUCCAUGUUUUGCUAAUGUAUUAUUUGUUCAUCUUUGACAUUGAUUUGGAUAUGGUUUUAGAACAACCACAUUUUAAUGAUGUGUUGGUUCUCUUGUUGCAAAUUCACCCAAUCUUUUUCUGAGCACAAUUGCAUUUUGGUUUGAUUUACUUUAUGGCUAGACCAGCUUAAAUUUUAAGGUAAAGGUGGGUUAUCGUUUCCUUGCAUUCUCCUGAAGGAGCAGAUAUUGCCUAAAUCUGUCUGAGUAAAAUCGUUGAGGCCUUUUUUUUAUAAGGAAAUUCUAAUUUUGUACACCAUUUACUUGCUUGACACUUUUGUCAGCCUGUAACCAAGCCAUAUGCCACUUUUUAAAAAGGAUCAAACAAAGAUCUAACUGGCAUACUAUAUAAAUAAUGAACUUGAAUGUUUGAACAAAAGUUUUGUGUUUUACUGUAAAAAGUGCUGUAUUCAUGUCCAUGUAUGCCCAAUUAUAAAUAUGACAUAUUUUAAUAAAACGUGGCACAAACAAUUAGAAAACAGCAAAUGGCAAACUGGAAAAUUGUUAAACUGACAAAUUCUCCCAGUAAACAAAACCAUCCAACAUGCUUUCAUUAAUUGGACAAAAAAGGUAAAAGAACACAUUUUCUAAAAGUGACAUAUACAGCUUUCAACAUCUUAUAAAAAGCCCCCAGUAUAUUUCCAGGAAGAGGCAAUGAGGCUAAUAUUCGUUCCGAGAACAUGUGUGCAUAAUUAAUUUCCCCUGGCUUCGGGACUUCUUGGGCAACCUAGAUGUAAGUUUGGAUGUAGAUGGCAGAAGGUGCUAAUUCUGAAACGAAUACGGUCAAUUAAUACAAGUGUUCAACUCAUUGUUGCAUUAUUCUGACAGAUCAGGACCAACAAAACAAGAAAAUGUCUUGUGUAAGGCAAUUGAUCCUAACAAAGCAGUAAUGCGUUGGGUGGUCUUGUGCUUGCAAGCAACAGUCAUGGAAGUCUAGCUUUGUGCCUACUGUUCUAUCUAGGGUUGCCAGAUUUAUGUAAAAUAAAGGACCGUUAGUAAAAUCCACAGUUGCUCAUGGCCUUAAUGUCUGGUAACAGGAGUAGGAAACCUGUGAUUUAUUUUUCACUGCACUGAGAUUGUGUGGUGGCCUCAAUUCACACAUUGUACAGUGUGCUUGUGGUGACAUGCAGGUGGUGCGUGUAUAUGAACCAUGUCCAUCCAUGGAUUUCCCACCAUGCUAGAGAGGAGAGAGUAGGGGUCUUCACUUUGUUCAGGAGUUCCCCUAGCUCUUCCCUAGCCAGUCCAGUCAGACAACUGGCUGCAACAGAGAGAGCACUGCUGGCCAAGAGCUGAGCAAGCGGCAAACCUUGACAACCUACCUACUUUGCUUACUUGAUACUUAUUGUGUCUGCCAUACUGAUAAUUCUAUCCAAAAGCAAGUUGACUUACAUCAGCACAAAUAAUUAAACAGGAAAUAUUCACCGCAAAUGUGGUUUGAAUAUCUUUCCCCAAAAACGGCAUCUCUUUAUCACAGUCACUCAUGGGUAGCUUUUCCAGCUGAGAGUAGUCCACUUAGCUGCAUUUUCAGGAUUUGCACUUUCCCCCAGCAGUCUGUCAGUAUUAAGCAUGCAGUAUUUAAUAUUUAGCACAACAUGCUUUGUUCUCUUUGUCGUACGAGCUGACAUUUUCAGUGAACAAUUUUAACCAUUCAGCUUUGCUAGAUAAACUUUGUUAAGUAUGUGGGUGAGUUUUGACAGGAAGAGCUUUGCUCCCACUUAAUUCCUUAUAGCAAAUGUGUUUGUAGUAGAUAUGACAUUUUAAACAAUGCAGUUGGGUGCCAAGUGUACUGAAUCAAUUAAGAAAAUACUAUUUUUUAAUGUUGUAUUUCAAAGUAAUUUCUUUCAUUGGCAAUAUUACUUUUUCCAUCCAUAUUUUCAGUAAUGUUCAAAUAAUUGUUUCUAGAAAUGUAUUGCUAGUUGUACUUAUUAUCACAUACACUGCUUUUGUUUUGUUUUAAUUUUAUUCUAAAAAAUGUGUAAUGUAUGUCUAAUGCAGGGGCAUACAAUGAAACCAGGGGGCCGUGUGCAAGAUCAAAAGUGGGUCCUAAAGGCUCAGAAAGGGCAAUCCGAUGGACAGUCAGGGGUGAGGAGAGGAGGAGAAUCAGAUUUCAGCUGCUUAAUUGAAAGCCAUAUAGGGAGAUUGGUGCUUGUAACUGCCCCCACUGCCUCACCGAUCACCCCCGACUGUCAAAUUUCAUAAAGGUACCAACCAGGACUGAUCAUCCAUGGUUACAAUGUGGGUCAGAGCACAGUGCCCCCCCUCCCUCUGGGCCCUUGUGCAGUGAACACCUUGCGCCCAUGGAUGAUAUGCCACUAGUUUAGUGCAAGAAGCCUAACUUGAAGGACUAUUCCAAGGUACUCCAGCCAAGGCCUAUCUAUCUGUCUAUGUAUCUGGACCUCAGCAUUCAUUGACAUGAGGAAUCGGGGCCCUUACAAACUAUGACUUAUUUGAGCAGGCUUCUGGCAAACUUAGCUAUGAGUGUGAGGCCCACACGUUGUAUUAAGCCCUCAGUGGUUUUAGGUUUAACACAUUGAGCACAGUAAAGUAUAUAUUACUCAGUAAACUACUUGGCACCCCAGAUGUUUUGGAACUACAUUUUCCAUUAUGCUCAACUACACUGCAGAGUGCAUGAGCAUCAUGGGAAAUGUAGUUCCAAAACAUCUGGAGUGCCAAGGUUCACCAUCAUUGCUCUAAAGGAUGCAGUCACUGAAUGUCAUAUUAUGACAUGCUAAACCAACAAAAUCUUUAAAUAAAUAUGUGCAAUUAAAGCCACCAUGUUGUAUAAAUAUAUAUAUAUUUAUAUAUGCAACUAUGACCCAUAGGCGAUCAAUUUUUUUCGGUUUCUAGGCUAGGUAGCACUAAGCCAAUGCACUGGAACAAAACCAUUUGUAAAAUCCUAAUAAUUUUAACUGCUUAUUUAAUAUGAUAUUACAAAGUGAGGAUGCACAGUAAGAUUUAAAAACAUUUCCGAGUGAAUAUAUUAUUGAAAUUGAAUUUAAUUGGGUUACUUGCAUCACUUUAUUAAAAUGUAUUUAAACCCCAAAUAUAUGUUUUCACUAUAUUUGGCAUUAUGCCUCACUUUAUAUAGUUUUUCCAAGAAAAUUUCUUCUUACCUGGACAUCCUGCUAGUAACAACACUUCCUCUUGCAUGCUGACAAUUCUAAUCACUUACAGGCUUACAUCACGUUCAGGCUUCAAUAAGUGACUGAUUUAUUUUCCUAUAGGAAUAAUCUAUCUGUAGUCAACAACCUGUUCAAUAAUUAUGCCACAAAUUAGGAAGUGGAUUUCAGUUGAUAGUUAAAAUACUGUUGUGAUUUACCAUGCAAACUGAUCAAUCGAAAAUACAAUCUUAUUUGCGAACACAGUAUCUCAGUGCUGUGCUGCCAAUUUAUACAAACGAUCAAUCGUUUUCCACCCUGGCCCAUUGACUCCAUUUGAUUUAACUCAAAUCUAAAUUGGUCGUUAGGUAAUAUAUGGCAAUUCGAUUUUUUGCGCAUUUGUUCAUUUUGAUUGAAUUUCACCUCGAUUGGAUAGUAAAAUCAAAGCGUGUGUGGCUACCAUAAACCACUUUCUUGCAAUUAGCAGGAACGUUGUCCACCUGCCCUGCAUACUAGUUCUGUUGGGUCUGCAGGAGGGCAUGUGAACUGAUAGACCACCCAAUAGCAAAGCAUCACACAGUGUAGGCUGACAACACUGCUGCUAAUUGAGAGGUAUUGGCUCAGUCAUGCCAGCUUACAACAAGACGUAGUACAUACAGUACACUCUAAAUCAGCGAUCUUCAAACUGCAGCCCUCCAGCUGUUGCAGAACUACACAUCCCAUGAGGCAUUGUAAAACUCUGACUUUCACAGACAUGACUAGGCAUGAUGGGAAUUGUAGUUCCUGAACAACUGGAGGGCCAUAGUUUGAGGACCUCUGCUCUAAAUAGACCCAGAUGCAGCAAUGUUCUGUCAAGAAACCCUAGAAUCCGGCCUAAAUAUAAUAAAAACAGCAUUCCAACUUCCAUUUCUGUUUCUGUCGAUUUUAGACAUUCUUUUAUGUUCAUAGCCAAGAGUUAUGUAUUUUGCUAUAUGAAAGAUAAUAGACCUAUAAACACAUUAUGAAACCAUUUAUUUGCUAAUACAGUUACUAGAAAAAGUCUUUAUUAUAGAAUAAACUAGGUUUACAGAAUUUACUAUCAUAAUGGUAGAAUAUAUGUUCAAGUUUGUUAAUAAUCUCAGUUAAAAAUUGUAAGUGUCUUUUGUAUUUCUACAUUCCAUACACAUAUACAGUUUACAGUUUAUACAUUGGUGCAUCAUAGAAUUGUGAAUAAUCUAGGUGAUACAUAACAAACAUUUUAAUAAUUUCAAGAUAUGAAGUUUUUAUGUUAGUGCUGACAGCAAAAGCAAUAUUUAGCUACAUUUAUUUUGCUGAUAUUAGUCUUGUUCUCAAUAUAUUUUGUCAUAUACAUAUUUAAUUUAUAUGUUUAUGUGGUUUUAUGUGGUUUUAUGUUUCACUUUUGACUGUAAAUAUAUUUAACUUGUGUUCGUUGUACAUAUCAUUUUUGUAUUUGCUGUUAACUGUUCAUUAAAUUUAAUAUAUUUUGUUAACACGAGUCAGAUUCCUUGUUUUGUGAGAGUUCAUAACUUAAACAUGUACUGCAUACAUAAGCACAACAUUCCAAUACAGUAUAUGUUUUAAUUUUAUGUACAUAUGGCUAAAUUUGGAAUUAUCCUAUAUAUAAAAUCUGGUAAAUUUUCUGGGCAUCAUGAUUCCUUCUGCCAGUUCCUACAUCACUACAGGUCACAGUAGCUGUAAGAUCUGAUUUAAUUGUGUGCAUGUAACUUUAGAUUAUUUAUUAGUAAUAUGUUAAUGUAAAACUGUUGGAAUACAAUGUUCAUUUGUAUUUUAUGCAACAACUACAUCAAUAUCAGUAUUCAGUAGAGAUAAAUUAUUCA
Rana temporaria (common frog) is the source of this 6999-nucleotide messenger RNA. RefSeq names its product TNF superfamily member 11 (gene TNFSF11). Gene Ontology annotation, molecular function: tumor necrosis factor receptor binding. The transcript is spliced from 5 exons. NCBI's taxonomy places the organism in Eukaryota, Metazoa, Chordata, Amphibia, Anura, Ranidae. The coding region runs from base 78 to 923 and encodes 281 amino acids. Gene Ontology annotation, cellular component: membrane. The record is from RefSeq and is a predicted model, not a curated record. Gene Ontology annotation, biological process: immune response.